This is a messenger RNA of Athalia rosae (coleseed sawfly), 5083 nucleotides long. Its product is annotated as DDB1- and CUL4-associated factor 11. Gene Ontology annotation, molecular function: protein binding. Gene Ontology annotation, cellular component: Cul4-RING E3 ubiquitin ligase complex. The transcript is spliced from 10 exons. Lineage: Eukaryota; Metazoa; Arthropoda; Insecta; Hymenoptera; Athaliidae. Gene Ontology annotation, biological process: proteasome-mediated ubiquitin-dependent protein catabolic process. The record is from RefSeq and is a predicted model, not a curated record. Bases 845 to 2371 code for a protein of 508 amino acids.
CCAGUCUGGUACGUGCGUGUCGUCGUUGAGACGCACGUUGAUGUUGAGGCGACAGCAGGCAGGCGGGUGGGUGAAUAAAAUUUAGUUCCGUGCCAAAUCAACGCUAAAAUUGACGCACUGAUAGCACUUUUGAUACCGUUGCGUCGUGUUUUCGGUUCGUAAUUUUCGUCAGUCAUUCUCCGCUCGCCCAGAAGGAGGGUAUGCUCGAAGCGGCGUGAGAUUAAAAACGUCGGAAAACACACUGGCCCCGAUCACAGAUAAUCGAUUAUUGCACAACGCGAUAGAUUCCUUUUCUAAUAUGUGUGCAAAUGUAAAGCGCGUAUUUGACAGAUUUUUUUUAACAGUGAAAUAAUCGUCGACCGUGCGAUAAGAUAUUAUUAACCGAGGAUAAUAAUUAUUUGACGUUUAUUAUUAUUCUUGACGAGCAGAUAUCACAUGACGUAUGGAACCGAAGGUUCCCCCAGAGAUAUCGACUCUCGUAAUAAUAGAAUAAAUAGUGCAAUAGUUGUGUUUUAAAAGCAAAAUAUAACAACAUCACAAAGUUGUUUUAAAUAAUAAUGUAUUGCGCUUAAAUGACUCGCGCAAGCGUGGGGUGAAAUAUUUUUAUUUCUGUUGAUAUUUUUGUUUUAUUAUUAUUUUAUUAUCAUUUGUUUUUUUUUUAUUUUUUUUUUUAUUUCCAUUUCGGUGGCACAGUGCGAAUCGUGCGAUUCGAAACCGAACCCUCGAAUCGCGAUAAUAAUUGCGAAUAGUUUAGAUUUGUGCUCCGUACGACGGAGGUGCACUUUGAAUUUACCUGCAGUGCGCCCAGAUUUCUCCUCAUCGUUUAUUUAAUACACUCGUCUGGAUGGGAGGCAUAAAUUCCCGUAAUAUGGAUUUCGAGCAGGAUCCAGGACUCACAGCAAUUUUACAAUAUUUAAUAAGAAGUGGGCAGGUACACUUCAUAUCUUCGGAUCACGAUGAUUCGGACGAGGAAUAUGCUGCCAUUCCGCCACCGUACAGAGUUACAACUAGGCCCAACACAUCAAUACUCGAUAAAAGUGAAAUAAGUCUAGCCACAAAACAGGCUUGCGGUCUGUCUGACGACGGGAGCAAACAGGCCACGUCUAUAACGUCCAUGAUACAAAACAGAGCUCUCGGCCCCGGAUUCAGCAUCGGACAAAAAUGUAGAAUAGCCAGCAGCUUUCUGCCGAACAAAAUGCACCCCCUCGUCAAAUACAGCAGCAAGGCGUUCUGCGGAUCGCACUCCAAAGAUGGAAGAUUUUUUCUCACAGCUAGUCAAGACCGAUUCCUGCGUCUCUAUUACACGCAAGAAGGAGAGUUUGUGGAGUUCAAAAAAAUACCCGCACGAGACGUGGGCUGGAGCAUCCUCGACACAGCCUUCAGUCCCGACGGCAAUUACAUCGUCUACUCGAGCUGGUCGGAGUGCUUGUACCUAUGCCCUGUCUACGGGGACUCUGAAAAUCAGGAGUCCUUGUCGCUGUGCCCGGAGGAUCGUAGGUUCUGUAUAUUCUCUCUGGUGUUCUCGAGCGACGGCAGAGAAAUACUCGGUGGAGCCAACGACGGAUUUUUGUACGUCUACGACAGAGAAUGCCACCAACGGGCCCUCAGGAUCGAGGGCCACGACGACGAUGUAAAUACAGUCGCCUUCGCCGACAACACCUCCCAGAUCCUCUACAGCGCCGGUGACGACGGUCUCUGCAAGGUGUGGGACAGGAGAACGUUGAGUGAAACUGACCCAAACCCUGUCGGUAUUUUGGCAGGACACAUGGACGGGAUAACCUACAUAGAUCCGCGGGGGGAUGGCAGGUAUUUGGUAACGAACAGCAAAGACCAGACCAUCAAGUUGUGGGACGUGAGGGCCUUUUCGAACCAGGACGCCGAACUGAACACUCGAAAGGCCGUUGCUCUCCAGAAUUGGGAUUACAGGUGGCAGAAAGUGCCCAAAAGCUUGUACAAGGCGAAGAACAUGCUCGAGGGGGACACGAGCGUGAUGACGUAUCGAGGGCAUUCGGUGCUGCAGACAUUGAUACGCUGUCACUUCUCACCUGCCGCGACCACUGGCCAGAGAUACAUAUACACGGGUUGUGCGACAGGGAAAAUAAUAAUAUACGACGUGCUGACCGGAGCCAUAGUGAGCUCUCUGGGAGGACACAAGGGGUGCGUACGAGACGUGAGUUGGCAUCCGUACCACCAGGAAAUCGUAUCGACUUCUUGGGAUGGAACAAUAGCCAGCUGGCGUUACUCUGGUAAGGCGUCGAUGGACUCUUCGGACUCGGACGACGACAGCGACACGCAAUCCAUGCCACGUACCGGGCUGAGAAGAAGUCAGAGGAUAGCUGCGCAGCGAGCGAAGCACACAGCUGCUUGCUAGGCGAGCGUAGCCACAUGGCCAGGUAAGAUUUGGGAUGCGCUGCUUUUAUUGGCGAACGGUGUAAAGUAACUGCUGAAACCUAGAACGUUGGUAUCGAGAAGAGUAGAUUUUGUACAAGACUGAACAAAAUGGUGUUUGCGUUUAUAAACAGCGUUAACAAAUCAGCCCAUUUUUAUUAUCGUAAAAUAAUUGUUACAUCAUAUCGAUCGGAACUAAUUAUUAUUUUAUUUUUUCUCAAACUGUGCUUCCCCUAAAGUUCCACUUGUUGCUAACUUUUUUCACCGCAUCCCAAGGGCAGCGGUGAGAACUGAGAAAGUUAAACAAGAGUUUGAACGAAAGAAACGGAUGAAUUAAAUUUAGCGUCAAACAAAUAUUUGAACACACGUGUAAACAUAAUUAGAUAAACUCCAGACGUACUUUUAUCAUCACCGUUUAGAUCGGUCGCCAGAUUGUACGUCAACGUAAUCAUAAUGUCGUUGCGCAAUCAAAAAACUAAAUUAAUCGGUGAAUACGUCCGACUCAAUUGUCCUUUAAGAUGCGCAGACAGAUGUGUCUGAGGAUUAUCAUCCCGCGUUUACUUGCCAUAGGUAGGAAUCUACCUUUUUAGAGUCUUACUUUUAUGACGAGGAAACAGAGAAUCACGCUGCUGAUGCACUUGCACUGCCAUCGGAAAAAAUUAAAAAAAUAUGUAUAAUAUCCUACUCACAUAUAAUUCGAUGUAAAUAUUUUGCGGAUAGAUAUUUCCGGCGAUGAUCAUCGCUACGGAUAAUGACAAUGAAUUUACGAUUUUAAUCCGCCUUUUACCAUUACCUACAUCAAUCCGAAUGAAUUUAAACAACGGAUCGAUGAUAAUUAAUUAUUGAGAUUGGAAUAUAAAAAUAUUUUCACCCACACCUUCCGUGAUGCGUGAAACAUCGAAUCGAUGCAUUUCCCCACGUAUCUUACUAUAGGGUAUCGUUCUCUCGUUUCUUUUUUGUUCUAAUUUAAAUUUAUUUUCCUUUUCUUUUCUCAUUACUAUUAAUGGAAAAGAAAUGCACGAUCCGUGCGAUUCACUGGUGAUGUAAAUAUAUGUAGACUUAAAAAAAAAAAAAAAUGAUGAAAAAGAAAAUACAAAUAGUGUACAAAAAACCAACAACAUAUCUUCUUAAUGUGAAUAUUGUUAGUGAAAACAAGAGAAGAAAAAAAUCAAAAUCAAAAAAAAAAUAAUCAGUCAAAACGUCAACUUUUCUCACAAUUGUUUUUGGUUUUCUUUAAAUAAGGAAUAAAAAAUCGUGAUAUUUGUUAGAAAAAAAAUUAGUCUUUUGUUUCUGUUAAAUUUAAAUACACGGUACACAUUCGAUCUCCUUGUCGAUGAUUGGCUCAGUUUAAAAGUGUCCUCGUUUCCGGACGUGAGGUAAAAUUAGAGAUUUGCGCAAGUGAUAAACCGAAAAUGAAACUGGAUCCCGUUUGUUCUUGCGGAAAGCUGAUAAUUUUAACGAACCUGUUAAUAUUGUUGGAAAAAGUUGGUCACAAAAUCAUCUUAACGAGUCGUAUGGCUGUGAUACAAGAAUAAUCAAAUCAUCUCACGUGACUGACCGUAUAAUUUGCGCCAUCUGCCAGAUUAAGAUUGUACAUGAAAAAAAUAUGGUAAUUAUUACGAAUCGCGAUAUAAGUGCGAUUGAAAACACCUCUUUGUAAUUCACGAUUAACUUUAUAAGCUAUACAAAUACUAACGGUCGCUAGUCAAGAGUUACGUGUGAUAAGUGUGCAAAAAUUUGUCAAACGCCGAGGUCGUAUCCGGUGGAUCUAACGACCGGAGGAGGCGAAGUAGUCCUCGCAGUGAUGUUGAGAGGUAUGAACAACCCUGAUUAUUGCAGAUAUUUUGUCGUACGUAGAGAUAAUUGGCAGGUCAAAUAACGAAUUUCUAAGAUUUCCCGUCUUUUGUUUUUCAAUACCGGACGGAAGUUGUUGUGUAAAGCACGGAAUAGGAGGGCCCAGGGAUUUUCUUACUAAAAUGUGGAAAUCGCCGAUAAUGAUCCAUGCAAAGAUGUCUACGACAGUUCUACGAUGCCCCAUGAGAAAAGUGUGUACAUACAGGGACUUCAAAGUUACCUUAAUCCACGCUGCGCAGCUAGCAGAGUUCCAUGCUCAAGCUGUACGAAGGUAUUUGUGAAUACUAAGCUUAGUUAUAUCUGAUAAUGGAAUCUUAGGUUACUCCGAUACAAAUGGGACAAUUUUUGUCAAAUGUCUAUCUUCCAUGUUUUUAAAAUAAUCCAACACGCUGAACAAGUUUCGUUCGGUUUCGAGGGAUAGAAAUCUGUUAGAAACCGCUCGUCGAAGUAUGCCAUGUAUCUAAAGAGCAGUAUCUAUUUUUUAAAUCCAAUGAAUAAGAGAGCAUGAUUCUUCCUUUGCACGGGACACCGUUAGAUAAGGAUAAAUUCAAUUCGUCUCGAUGGCUCGAGCGAAUAAAACCCACAACAUUGGGAUAUGGAGGAAGGAUUGUUCGCUAAAGCCUUCGAUGUGGUUAGAUAGACGGCUACUUGAGAAUCGAUUUAAGGUAUAUUGUGAAUAUUAAGAAGUGAAUAUACUCUACUGUUAAGAGCAUUAAUGAUAACUUUAAGUCAACGGCAUAAUAUUUUAUUGUUCGUGUUAAGCAUCCGAGGUCUUACGGUUAUUUAAACCCACAAGCGACACAUCCUCUAGAGUUAAAAUAAAUUAAUAAUUAUUGAUAAC